GGCGAGAGACCAAGAGAGAGAGAGAGAGAGGGCGAGAGAGAAGGAGAGGGUGAGAGAGAGCAGCAGAGAGAGAGAGGGAAAGGGCGAGAGAGAGCAGAAGAGAGAGAGAGGGAAAGGGCGAGAGAGAGCAGCAGAGGGAGAGACAGAGCGAGCGAGAGGCCGGCCCAUUGUGAUUGAGACAGGGGUUGUAGCUGUAGGAGGAGGAAGAGGGGCAGGAGGGAGGUGGUGGUGUCUUUGCUGUACGUUAGAUCUCUCCCUCCUCUCUCAGAGAGCAGCGAGCCUCGGAGCGCGGCGGUCGCUAGCAGCUGGGACUCUACUGGACCCUCACACUGGCUGGCUUUACACUGGCUUUACACUGGCUCUAGGACGGCUGGGUCCUGUUUAGGCUGGGUGUAGACCGGGUUUGGGCUGGGUUAAGGACGGCUGGGGCCUGUUUAGGCUCGACUUAGACUUGGUUUGGGCUGGGUUUAGACCGGGUUUAGACUGGGUACUGUUUAGGCUGUGUUUAGACUGGGUUUAGAAUGGCUCUAGGACGGCUGGGUCCUGUUUAGGCUGUGUUUAGACUGGGUUUAGAAUGGCUCUAGGACGGCUGGGUCCUGUUUAGGCUGGGUUUAGACUGGCUCAAGGACGGCUGGGUCCUGUUUAGGCUGGGUUUAGACUGGCUCAAGGACGGCUGGGUCCUGUUUAGGCUGGGUUUAUAUUGAGAUUAGACUGGGUUUAAUCUGAGUUUAUGUCCUGUUUAGGGUGGAUUUAUAUUUUAGUUUAUGUUUUGAUUUAAACGAUUUGGUCUGGGUUUACACAGGAUUAAAACUGUGUUGAGGCUGAGUUUAGACUGGGUUUGGAUUUGGGCUGGGUGUAUAUCAAGUUUAGAUUGUGUUAAGGGCUAAUUUGGGACUAGGUUUAGAGUUGUUUUGGACUUCACUGGUUUUCACUAGUUUUGACCUGGGUUUCCGUUUGAGCUGGUUUCAGAUUGGGUCUUUGUCAAGUUUAGAUUGGGUUUCGGUUGCAAUUACAAUAGGUGUGUUGUUUCCUUUUUGUUAUGACUGAGUUCAGGCCUGGUUUGCUUUCGGUUUAGACUGGUUGUAGACUCGGUUUGUGCUAGGGUUCUCCCCGGGUUUGGGCUCUUAUAUGUAUUGAGACUUGGUUUUAGACUAGUAUUAGUCUUGGUUUGCGCUUUACACCAGGUUCGGGCUGUGUAUAUGUAUUUAGACCUACACUCGGUUUAGAGUGAGCUGACACUAGGUUUACGCUGGGUCUAUGCUGGGUGAAGGCUGGGUUUAGACUGAGCUCCGGCUGGGUUUGGACCAUGCAGGGCCGGGCAGGUAAAGCCCCCAAGAGGGAGAUGGUCAUUGAGUCCCCCCAGCAGUACAGGAGCCUGGCUGAGAUAGAGGCCGAAGACGAGGCUGGGACACAGCUCACAGUGGUCAGACCUAAGAUGGUGGACCCCCUGGACUAUGAGAGCGUCCUGGUCCAGAAGAAGACCCAGAUCAUCAGCGAUGUCUUGAGGGACAUGCUGCAGUUCCCCACCAACGACUUCCAGAUCUCAAUCAUGCGUCGCCAGGGACGGACGCUCUUCUCCACCGUGCCAGAGAAUGCCAGGAAGGAGGCCGAAUGUUUGUUUGUUCAGGAGGUACAUCUCUGUCUGUCUCUCUCUCGCUCUCUGUCUCAGACUCUCUCUCUUUCUCUCUCUCGC
Messenger RNA from Gadus macrocephalus (Pacific cod), 1693 nucleotides. Its product is annotated as dedicator of cytokinesis protein 9-like. Gene Ontology annotation, biological process: small GTPase-mediated signal transduction; positive regulation of GTPase activity. NCBI's taxonomy places the organism in Eukaryota, Metazoa, Chordata, Actinopteri, Gadiformes, Gadidae. The transcript has 3 exons. The record is from RefSeq and is a predicted model, not a curated record. The annotation marks the transcript as partial. Gene Ontology annotation, molecular function: guanyl-nucleotide exchange factor activity.